This is a messenger RNA of Aplosporella prunicola CBS 121167, 1212 nucleotides long. RefSeq names its product glycoside hydrolase family 43 protein. Bases 1 to 1212 code for a protein of 403 amino acids. The record is from RefSeq and is a predicted model, not a curated record. The transcript has 2 exons. NCBI's taxonomy places the organism in Eukaryota, Fungi, Ascomycota, Dothideomycetes, Botryosphaeriales, Aplosporellaceae.
AUGUUGCCUAGUUCAGCCCUCCUCUUCCUGGCCUCGACCCUUUUCGCCUGGCCCAGCUCCGCGCUCCCGGUGGCGGGUGCCGACGCCCAGUCCUCCGACUCGCAAGACGGCGAGACGUACAUCUCGUCCGGUGCCGUCGUGGGCCAGAACUUUGCCGACCCGUGCAUCAUCCAUGUCGACAACAUGUGGUGGGCCUUUGGCACCCAGGGCGCCGACAAGCACAUCCAGGUGGCCAAGUCGCCCGACUUCAAGAACUGGACUUUGCUCGAGGGCGUCGAUGCCCUGCCCAGCCCGCCCGACUGGGUCGACCUGCCGGUCAUGAAGCAGCUGGUCGAGCCGCUGACCGAGCCGCUUGGGAAGCCGCUCAACGACGCCAACCCCAUGCAGGCCAAGAACACGUGGGCACCUGACGUCGUGCAGCUCGACGACGGCAGCUUCGUCAUGUACUUUAGCGCUGCGAGCCGCAAGGACCCUUCGAAGCACUGCAUCGGUGCGGCCAAGUCCAUAGACGUCAAGGGCCCGUACAUCCCCAUCGACACGCAGAUGGCAUGCCCGCUCGAGCAGGGCGGCGCCAUCGACCCGGCCGGCUUCAAGAACUGGGAGAAGAAGGGCAGCGGCUGGGGCCUUGGCAGCUCCAACUUCCUGGCCAACGCCGCCGACAACAGCUGGACGAACCUGCUGUGGGGUGCCGGCGGCAAGGGUGGCCAGCGCUACAUUGUCUACAAGAUCGACGGCAACAGCAUUGGUAACGGCAACGCCAAGGGCCACGGCGGCUGUGGUAACACGAUUGACCCGAUCAAGCCCACGCCCAUUGUGCUGCAGGCCGUCGGCCCCGACGGCAUCACGCUCAUUGGCGAGCCGAAGCAGAUCCUGGACAACUCGGGCCUGUCGGACGACGGCAUUGUCGAGGCGCCGGUGCUGAUCAAGACGGCCAACUCGACCUACGUCCUCUUCUUCAGCAGCGGCUGCUACAGCUCGCCCGACUACACGGUGUCGUACGCCAGCGCGCAGAACAUCGACGGCCCCUACGAGCGCGCGCCCGAGCCCCUGCUCAAGACGGGCGACUUUGGCCUCCAGGCCCCCGGUGGCAUGGACGUCGCGUGGGACGGCAGGCACAUGCUCUUCCACGCCGACUACCCGGACGCGGCGACGCGCGCGGCGUGGGGCGCCAUGAUUGGCAUGCAGGACGACGGCAAGGUCGUGCACGUUUAA